Cygnus atratus (black swan) is the source of this 1553-nucleotide messenger RNA. It is a transcript of the gene EPYC, whose product is annotated as epiphycan. The transcript has 6 exons. Gene Ontology annotation, molecular function: protein binding. The record is from RefSeq and is a predicted model, not a curated record. Bases 1 to 951 code for a protein of 316 amino acids. Lineage: Eukaryota; Metazoa; Chordata; Aves; Anseriformes; Anatidae.
AUGAAAACCUUUGUAAAUAUUUUUCUGGGAUUUUUUAUCUUUGAGGCAGUUGGAGCUGCACCUAUCACUGACACUAUAAUUUAUGAUUCUGAGUUCUAUGAUGUGUCACUUGGAGAGCUGCCUCACCCAUUUGUCUAUGUUGAAAAUGAGCAGUCUGACCAAUUAGAGGCAGAGAUUGGGACAGCAUUACCUUCUAUAAAUCAGGAGAGUUAUUCUUCUGCACCAUUGACAGAAGAACCUGAGGAAGAAGCAUCAAUGCCAAAAUUAAUUGACGUGUCUUCAGCACAAGGGUCUGGGGUUCUUGGGCCCCAAACUCAAGACGGCCUUCCCACAUGCCUUUUGUGUACAUGUUUAGGGACAACAGUCUAUUGUGAUGAUCACGAGCUUGAUGCUGUUCCACCAUUGCCUAAGAAAACCAUGUAUUUCUACUCACGCUACAAUCGAAUCAAGAAGAUCAACAAAAAUGACUUUGCUAACUUAAACAAUUUAAAGAAGAUUGAUUUGACUGCAAACUUUAUAUCAGAGAUCCAUGAAGAUGCUUUCCGGAGACUUCCCCAACUUGAGGAACUGGUGCUCCGUGACAACAAGAUAAGGCAACUUCCUGAGUUACCAGCUACCCUGACAUUCAUUGAUGUUAGUAACAACAGGCUUGGCCACAAUGGAAUACGUAAUGAGGCAUUUAAAGAUCUGCAUGAACUGCAGCAUCUUUACAUCACUGACAAUAGUUUGGAUCAUAUUCCAUUGCCACUUCCUGAAAGUCUCCAAGCACUUCAUCUUCAGAACAACAACAUUCAAGAGAUGCAUGAAGAUACUUUCUGCAAAAUGAAAGAUUUUACUUAUGUACGUAGGGCUCUUGAAGACAUCAGACUAGAUGGUAAUCCCAUCAACCUGAGCAAAACACCUUAUGCAUAUAUGUGUCUACCCCGUUUGCCAGUUGGUAACCUCAUCUAAACUGUGACAGAAGCAAAUACUGUCAUAUGUUACAAGACUUUUUAAGACAAGUGAUUAACUCACUGCUACACUAAGCAAGAUACUUUUUUUUUUUUUUUACUUUUUUUUUUCCAAACCUCAUUAAUUUUGGAAAUAUUUCUAAUAAUAAUGAAACUGAUUAAUAAGGUACAAAGGAUAAUAUGGAAUGCUAAAAGACAAGUCCAUUAUCUACUUAACUGCAAUUUGUAUAGUAAUAUCAAGAAAAGUAUUUUAGUAAAAAAGUGUGCUGAAAGCAAUAAAUGAUCAAUAUAAAUGCAAAAUUUUAUGCUGAAUUUUAAAGUUAAAUAAUUUUAUAUGUUAAAGCUGUAAUAUAGAAAACAAAGAAUUAAAAAGAAAAUAUAUGUACACAAUUGAAUAUUUAUCCUCUUUUCAUUUCAUGUAAUAUUUUCUCCCAUAGAGACGCCCAUAUUUUUCUCCUUUCUUUAUUACACCAUACAUUCUAGAAAGCUUUGAAUAAAUGUCCUGUAAUAGAGACACCCACAUUUUUCUGCUUUCUUACCUGAAACAUCCCUUCAUUUUGGGAGAGUACAAACAGUAUUCCAAAAGGCAUGUUUUCUUUAGAA